CCAUUCUUCUCACUGAAAAAAACAUUGUUCUCUUCUCCCAUGGCGUCCACACGUGAGGGUCAUUAUAGAGGAGUCAGAAAGCGCCCAUGGGGUCGUUAUGCAGCUGAGAUACGUGACCCUUGGAAGAAAACCCGGGUUUGGUUAGGCACUUUUGACUCUCCGGAGGAGGCUGCACUAGCCUACGACGGCGCCGCCAGGUCCCUCCGUGGUACCAAAGCCAAAACCAACUUUCCCACUCCGUCACCAGGGUUGUCUUUGAACAUCAACAUUACGACCGAACACCGGUGUGUCUCGCCUGCCGGUGGGCUCAUGAUUAACAACUUGAAUGACAUCAAUGAUGUGAGCUUCAGGGCUGGUGAUCACAGCACGACGGAAGUGGGUGGCGCUUCUGGAACUCCGGUGGUGGAGUCCGGCGAUGACCAAGCGAAGUAUUUCGGUAUAGUAAGACGUGGGUUGCCCAUAGACUUGAACGAGCCUCCACCUUUGUGGAUGUAAGCAUUUUUCAAAUAUUUCUGUGAUGUAAGAAAGUAAUCUUAGCAGUUGUCCAUAUGUAUGUAUGUUUUUCCAGUUUUUUUUUAUGAUUAUGUAUUGAAACUUUACCACCUCAGUUCUUGAUUUUCUUUUCA
This is a messenger RNA of Olea europaea var. sylvestris, 626 nucleotides long. RefSeq names its product ethylene-responsive transcription factor 12-like. Gene Ontology annotation, biological process: regulation of DNA-templated transcription. Lineage: Eukaryota; Viridiplantae; Streptophyta; Magnoliopsida; Lamiales; Oleaceae. The record is from RefSeq and is a predicted model, not a curated record. The coding region runs from base 40 to 495 and encodes 151 amino acids. The transcript has a single exon. Gene Ontology annotation, molecular function: DNA binding; DNA-binding transcription factor activity.